AUGUCAGAACUCAGACAGAGACAAGUCGCCCAGGACUCCUCGUCCAAGUCCGACACAUCCGGCGUCAAGAAGACCCAGCAAGGUCGCAGUCGCAAUGGCGAGAACAGAGGCAUUAGCUUUCUGGAUGUCAUCCGCGUCCUGGUCACGCUGGUGGUGGCCUCCUGUGGCAUGUCAUAUUAUAUGACUGCGUCCGAGUCGUUGCUUUGGGGGUAUCGGCCAUGGUUUACGAGAUGGCCGGUGUUGGUGCGAUAUGUGAAGGGUCCCCUCGCACUCACACCCGAUCAACUCUCCCUCUACAACGGCACUGACACGACCCUCCCAAUCUACCUCGUUGUCAACGGCACCAUCUUCGACGUCUCCGCAAACCGCAUGGUAUACGGACCCGGCGGCCACUACAACUUCUUCACCGGCCGAGACGCCACCCGUGCCUUUGUCACGGGCUGUUUCCAGGAAGAUCUCACCCCGAGCUUAUACGGGUUGGAAGAGAUGUUCAUCCCCAUCGAUGAUGAGAACUCGGAAGCCGAGAAGGCCUUGAGUAGUGGCCAGAAGAAGAUCCGGCGUGAGCAAGAUGUCCGAUUGGCGCGGACAAGGGUGCGGAGCCAAGUGCAGCACUGGGAGAAUUUCUUCCGUAACCACAAGAAGUACUUUGAGGUGGGCAAGGUUGUUGGGAAUGAGGAGCAGCGGAAGGAGAAGUGGGAGCUUUGCCGGGCUGCGAAACAGCAGCGACCUAAGAGGAAGACGGAUAAUUGA
Messenger RNA from Aspergillus wentii DTO 134E9, 750 nucleotides. RefSeq names its product putative heme/steroid binding domain protein. The record is from RefSeq and is a predicted model, not a curated record. Gene Ontology annotation, cellular component: membrane; endomembrane system. Lineage: Eukaryota; Fungi; Ascomycota; Eurotiomycetes; Eurotiales; Aspergillaceae. Bases 1 to 750 code for a protein of 249 amino acids. The transcript has 2 exons.